This is a messenger RNA of Prunus armeniaca (apricot), 222 nucleotides long. The record is from the annotation of a GenBank genome assembly. NCBI's taxonomy places the organism in Eukaryota, Viridiplantae, Streptophyta, Magnoliopsida, Rosales, Rosaceae.
AUGGAUGCCUGCUCCGGCUACAACCAAAUCAUGAUGAAUGAAGACGACAAGGCAAAGACCUUCUUCAUCAUCAAAAGAGGUACAUAUUGCUACAAAGUGCCCUUUAGGUUGAAGAACGCCAGAGCAAUCUACCAAAGGCUGGUGAACAAAAUUUUCAAGGAGCAAAUCAGCAAGACUAUGGAGGUCUACGUAGACGACAUGCUAGUCAAAGCUCCGAAGUGA